Amaranthus tricolor (Joseph's coat) is the source of this 3003-nucleotide messenger RNA. RefSeq names its product xyloglucan galactosyltransferase MUR3-like. Gene Ontology annotation, molecular function: glycosyltransferase activity. The record is from RefSeq and is a predicted model, not a curated record. The coding region runs from base 602 to 2578 and encodes 658 amino acids. The transcript has a single exon. Lineage: Eukaryota; Viridiplantae; Streptophyta; Magnoliopsida; Caryophyllales; Amaranthaceae.
CUCUCUCGGAUCUCAAUUCUAAACCCCAAAAUAUUCCAAGAAAAGAAAAAUGAUCGAAAAUUUAGGAAAGUGAGUACAUGACAUCACUUGCCACGUGUCCACUAAUCCAAUGGCUACCGACAAACUUCCUUCGAUUCGCGCACGUAUCUAACAUGAGUCUCCCUCUUCCUUCCUUCAUAUUUAUACCUUUUCCUCCAUUCUUCCUUUCUUGCACACUUUUCAACUCUCACCUUCCCUUUCUAGAAUUUUCUUGCCAAAAUUUCAACUUUGCGGUAGUUUUUAGCAUAACAGCUGUAAAACUGCAAGUUAAUCUUCCCUUUUGUACUUGCAUUGUAUAUGUAAACAGUAAGAUUUCCAUUUUUUUUUGAAAUCUGCUGAUUGAAGUUCUAUAUUUUCUGAUUGAUUUGUCAUUUUUUUGCCCAUGUUUAUGUAAAGAACUAUAAUUUAUACUUGAUUGUGAAAAAUCCUAUCUGGGUUUUGGAUUUAGGUUUGUAAAUUUUGUGGGUGUAUUGAUUUUUAUGGAUUGUAUGAACUGUUGGGUAAAAGAUAGAAGGAGGGUUUUGGGUUUGGGAUCUGGUGAUUGGGGGUGUUCUUGUGUGUAAUGAGAAGGAGGUGGACUGUUGGGGCUAUUCCUUGUCAAAUGGAGAAAGGGAAUUCAAAGAAUCAUAAUAGUAGGCUUUGUGUAUUGAGUUCUUUGUGUAUUUUGUUUUGGAGUUUACUCUUGUAUUUCCAUUUUGUUGUUCUAGGUAGUAAUAAUGUCCAUGAAUCAACUGCUUUACAAUCAAAUCCUAUUAGAAUUGAGAUUUUUAAUCCUGUAAAAACCCAUCUCCCGGUGUUAAAUGACGUUAAAUCAACUAGUGAUGCCAUGACUGUAUUGGUGCAUAAUGACUUAGAUUUGAGUAGGAAUGGUGUUGAAAAUGAGGUUAAGCCUGAGAUUUUGAAUGAUGUCAAGUCAACUAAUGUUCCCUUGAAGGUGCGAAGUGAUUCUGAAUUGAGCCAAAAUGAUGUCGAAAAUGAGGGUAGUGGGGAGGUUCGGUUGGGGGGAACAUCUGUGAGUAGUCGUAAGAUCGAUGUUGGAUCAAAAUCUAGUGAUCCUAAGAGUGUUUUACCUACUCAAGAUGAACCUCAGGAGUUUCCGUUUAUGAGGGCUUUGAGGACGGUUGAGAAUAGUAGUGAUCCUUGUGGUGGAAAGUACAUUUAUGUUCAUGAUCUUCCCUCGAGGUUCAAUGGUGAUAUGCUUAAAGAGUGUCGGAGCCUUAGUCUUUGGACUAAUAUGUGCAAGUUUACUACCAAUGCUGGGCUUGGUCCUCCCCUUGAGAAUGUUGCGGGUGUGUUCUCGAAUACUGGGUGGUACGCAACGAAUCAGUUUGCUGUAGAUGUGAUCUUUAACAAUCGGAUGAAACAGUAUGAGUGCCUUACGAAUGAUUCCUCGAUUGCUGCAGCAAUAUUUGUACCCUUUUAUGCGGGGUUUGAUAUUGCUCGGUAUCUUUGGGGAUACAAUAUAUCUAGGAGGGAUGCUGCUUCACUUGAUUUAACUGAUUGGCUGAUGAAAAGGCCAGAGUGGAAGAUAAUGGACGGUAGAGAUCAUUUCUUAGUUGCAGGAAGGAUUACGUGGGACUUCCGAAGAUUAACAGAAGAGGAAAACGAUUGGGGUAGUAAGCUUCUGUUUUUGCCUGCGGCUAAGAACAUGUCUAUGUUGGUGGUGGAAUCUAGCCCUUGGAAUGCAAACGAUUUUGCGAUACCAUAUCCGACCUAUUUCCACCCCGCAAAAGAUAACGAUGUGUUUGCCUGGCAAGAUCGGAUGAGGAAGCUCGAAAGAAAAUAUCUUUUCUCGUUUGCGGGGGCCCCAAGACCCGACAAUCCGAAAUCAAUUAGAGGACAGAUAAUCAAUCAAUGCAAGAGUACAGAUACAUGCAAGCUUUUGGAAUGUGAUUUUGGGGAAAGUAAGUGUCAUUCUCCAAGUAGUAUUAUGAAGAUGUUUCAGAGUUCCCUUUUCUGUUUACAGCCUCAAGGGGACUCGUAUACUCGAAGAUCAGCGUUUGACUCGAUGUUGGCUGGUUGUAUACCUGUAUUUUUCCACCCUGGUUCAGCUUACACUCAAUAUACGUGGCAUCUGCCGAAGAAUUACUCGAGUUACUCUGUCUUCAUUUCAGAGAACGAUGUUCGUAAAAGGAAUCUCAGCAUUGAGGAUACGCUGCGGGGAAUACCUUCUCAACAGGUAGAGAUUAUGAGGGAGACGGUCAUCAAUCUCAUACCUAAGCUGAUAUAUGCUGAUCCUCGCUCGAAGCUAGAGACCCUUCCAGAUGCCUUUGAUGUGUCUGUGCAGGCGGUCAUCGACAAGGUUACGAGGCUGAGAAAGAAUAUAAUUCAAGGCAGAACGGAAUAUGAUAACUUCAUCGAGGAAAACAGUUGGAAAUAUGCUCUUCUCGAGGAUGGCCAAAGAGAGGUGGGGUAUCACGAAUGGGAUCCUUUCUUCUCUAAGCCUAAAGAAGGCGAAGGGGAUUCUAACGGUGCAUCUUCCGAAGCUGCUAAGAAUUCUUGGAAGAACGAGCAGCGAAGUCAAUCGAGAAAAAGCUAGUUCAUACAUCCAUUCUGAAGCGGUUCACUAGACGGCUUUUUGCCUAGUGUUUAAGGUAUACCAUCUUGUCCAAGCACGAUAUUUUAUUGGUUGAUAGGACGCUUACUUAUUUCGGUCAUUUCGAGUUUCAUAGUUAUACAUAGAAAGUUUUAAUGAUACAUAUAUUCUUAUGCAAUGCAAUCUGGCUAGAAGUAUAUUUUUCAUGUUAAUAGCUCAUUAGUGGAUGGUUCAUCUUGAUGGCUCAUUUGAGGCAGUUUUCUAUGAUCACCUUGUAUAAUUGGGGAAUGGUUUAAGUUACUUUGUAAAACAAUAGAUAUGAUACUUAUCGGAUGUACAAUGAGACCGAUUGUUCGGUUUCUAUGUUGCAAGAGUUGACUUGUAUUGAAUCGUUAACACUCCCAAAUGAAAAUAAAUAUUCGACUACU